GUCUGCUGUGUUCACGUCAGACGAUGUGCUGAAUGUUCAAAUAAAGACGAGCUGAUUUAUCACAAACGGCUGGUUGUUUGUCGUUGUUCUGCAGAGGAUGUAGGUGAUGAAGGCGAGGAGGAGCGCGAGUGCAUUUCCUACAGCAUCAGCAUCGACAUCCAUUACGGGCUCAAAUCAAACAGCCUGGCCCUGAUCAAGCGGACCGGAGUGAUUGAUGCGGACAAACCCAUCUCCACUCAGGUGCGAGUUCUGACUCUGAGCGAAGACUCUCCGUACGAGACGCUGCACUCCUUCAUCAGCAAUGCUGUGUCUCCGUACUUCAAAUCCUACAUCCGAGAGUCUGGCAAAGCCGACAGGGAUGGAGAUAAGAUGGCCCCUUCGGUGGAGAAGAAGAUCGCGGAGCUGGAGAUGGGCUUACUGCACCUGCAGCAGAACAUCGAGAUCCCCGAGAUCAGCCUGCUCAUCCACCCCAUCAUCACCAACGUGGCCAAGCAGUGCUACGAGCGCGCAGAGAAGCCCAAGGUCACAGACUUCGGGGAUAAAGUGGAGGAUCCCAGCUUCCUGAACCAGCUGCAGUCUGGAGUCAACCGCUGGAUCCGGGAGAUACAGAAGGUGACUAAACUGGACCGAGACCCUGCGUCUGGAACGGCUCUGCAGGAGAUCAGCUUCUGGCUGAACCUGGAGCGAGCCCUGAACCGCAUCCAGGAGAAGAGGGAGAGUCCGGAGGUGCUGCUGACGCUCGACAUCCUCAAACACGGCAAACGCUUCCACGCCACGGUCAGCUUCGACACCGACACAGGCCUGAAGCAGGCUGUGGAGACGGUGAACGACUACAACCCUCUGAUGAAGGACUUUCCUCUCAACGAUCUCCUGUCGGCCACUGAGCUCGACAAGAUCCGUCAGGCGCUGAUGGCCAUCUUCAAUCACCUGCGCAAGAUCCGGAACACCAAGUACCCCAUCCAGCGUGCGCUGCGUCUGGUGGAGGCCAUCUCCAGAGACCUGAGCUCUCAGCUGCUCAAAGUGCUGGGCACUCGCAAGCUCAUGCACGUGGCGUACGAGGAGUUUGAGAAGGUGAUGGUGGCGUGUUUCGAGGUCUUCCAGACGUGGGAGGAUGAGUACGAGAAGCUGCAGGUGCUCCUGAGGGACAUUGUGAAGAGGAAGAGGGAGGAGAAUCUGAAGAUGGUGUGGCGUCUCAGUCCGGCCCACCGCAAGCUCCAGGCCCGCUUGGACCACAUGCGGCGCUUCAGACGGCAACACGAGCAGCUGAGAGCCGUCAUCGUUCGCGUGCUCAGACCUCAGGUGUCCGCCGUGCCCCAGCAUGCUCCGGGAAACACGGCCGAGCCUGACGAUAUGAAGGUGGCUGAGGUGCUCUUCGAUGCCGCAGACGUCAACGCCAUUGAGGAAGUCAAUCUGGCCUACGAAAACGUGAAGGAAGUGGACGGACUGGACGUCUCGAAGGAGGGAGUGGAGGCCUGGGAAGCGGCCAUGAAGCGCUACGACGAGCGCAUCGACCGCGUGGAGACACGCAUCACGGCACGCCUGCGAGACCAGCUGGGCACCGCCAAGAACGCCAACGAGAUGUUCCGCAUCUUCUCCCGCUUCAACGCCCUGUUCGUGCGGCCGCACAUCCGCGGAGCCAUCCGAGAGUACCAGACGCAGCUCAUCCAGCGCGUCAAAGACGACAUCGAGGCUCUGCACGACAAGUUCAAGGUGCAGUAUCCUCAGAGCCAGUCGUGCAAGAUGAGCCACGUGCGAGACCUGCCUCCCGUCUCCGGCUCCAUCAUCUGGGCCAAGCAGAUCGACCGGCAGCUGACGGCCUACAUGAAGCGCGUGGAAGACGUCCUCGGGAAGGGCUGGGAAAACCACGUGGAGGGUCUGAAGCUCAAGCAGGACGGCGACAGCUUCCGCGCCAAGCUCAACACGCAGGAGAUCUUCGACGACUGGGCAAGGAAGGUGCAGCAGCGCAACCUGGGCGUGUCGGGCCGCAUCUUCACCAUCGAGAACACGCGUGCCCGCGGACGCACCGGCACCGUGCUCAAGCUCAGGGUCAACUUCCUGCCCGAGAUCAUCACGCUCUCCAAAGAGGUGCGCAACCUGAAGUGGCUGAGCUUCCGCGUGCCGCUGGCCAUCGUCAACAAAGCCCAUCAGGCCAAUCAGCUGUAUCCCUUCGCCAUCUCGCUCAUCGAGAGCGUCCGCACCUACGAGCGCACCUGCGAGAAGGUGGAGGAGAGGAUGUCCAUCUCGCUGCUGGUGGCCGGCCUGAAGAAGGAGGUGCAGGCGCUCGUCACCGAGGGCAUCUCUCUGGUCUGGGAGUCCUACAAACUCGACCCGUACGUCCAGCGUCUGGCCGAAACCGUCUUCAACUUCCAAGAAAAGGUGGAUGAUCUUCUUCUGCUCGAGGAGAAGAUUGAUCUGGAGGUGCGCUCGCUGGAAACCUGCAUGUACGAGAAUAAGAUGUUCACGGAGAUCCUCAACCGCAUCCAGAAGGCUGUGGACGACCUGAACCUGCACUCGUACUCCAACCUGCCCAUCUGGGUCAAUAAACUGGACAUCGAGAUCGAGCGCAUCCUCGGGGUGCGUCUGCAGGCGGGUCUCAAAACCUGGACGCAGGUUCUCAUGGGACAGAUGGAGGACAAGGCUGAUGUGGACAUGGACACCGAGGCUCCUCAAGUCAGUCACAAGCCCGGCGGAGAUCCCAAGAUUAAGAAUGUCAUCCAUGAAUUGAGGAUCACGAACCAGGUGAUCUAUCUGAACCCGCCGAUCGAAGACUGCCGCUACAGGCUUUACCAGGAGAUGUUUGCUUGGAAGAUGGUCAUUCUGUCUCUACCCAGAAUCCAGAGUCAGAGAUAUCAGGUCUGUGUCCAUUGACUUCCAUAGAAUGCCAAAAAAUACUAUGGAAGUGAAACGCGCUCUCUCUCGCGCACUCCAUCACACGCAAUCCAUCGCACGCGCACACUCUCUCACACUUAGGGUUGCAAAAAGGUGGAAAAUUCCCAAUAAAUUUGGGAAAUAUUCCAGAAAGUUUGGAAACUUUCCGGGAUUUUUUGGGAAUUCCACAUCUACAACCGUCUGGGAGAAGAUCUCAACAAGUGGCAGGCGCUGCUCGUGCAGAUCCGCAAAGCUCGAGGCACGUUUGACAACGCAGAAACCAGGAAGGAGUUCGGACCGGCCGUCAUCGACUACGGCAAGGUCCAAUCUAAGGUGAAUCUGAAGUACGACUCGUGGCAUAAGGAGGUGCUCAGUAAGUUUGGACAGAUGCUGGGCAACAACAUGCAGGACUUCCACUCGCAGAUCUCCAAGUCUCGUCAAGAGCUGGAGCAGCAUUCGGUGGAUACGGCGAGCACCUCUGAUGCUGUGACCUUCAUCACGUACGUGCAGGCGCUUAAACGCAAGAUCAAACAGUUUGAGAAGCAAGUGGACCUGUUCCGCAACGGCCAGCGUCUGCUGGAGAAGCAGCGGUUCCAGUUCCCUCCCUCCUGGCUGUACAUCGAUAACAUCGAGGGCGAGUGGGGCGCCUUCAGCGACAUCAUGAAGCGCAAAGACACGGCCAUCCAGCAGCAGGUGGCUAACCUCCAGAUGAAGAUCGUGCAGGAGGACCGCGCGGUGGAGAACCGCACCACGGACCUGCUGUCAGACUGGGAGAAGACCAAACCCGUGGCAGGCAGUCUGCGUCCAGAGGAGGCGCUGCAGUCGCUCACCAUCUACGAGGGCAAGUUCGGGCGUCUGAAGGACGACAGAGAGAAGUGUGCGAAGGCCAAAGAGGCGCUGGAGCUGACGGACACGGGUCUGCUGAGCAGCAGCGAGGAGAGAGUGCAGGUGGCUCUGGAGGAGCUGCAGGAUCUGAAGGGUGUUUGGUCGGAGCUGUCGAAGGUCUGGGAGCAGAUCGAUCAGAUGAAGGAGCAGCCGUGGGUCUCUGUGCAGCCGCGGAAGCUGCGCCAGAGUCUGGACGCUCUCCUCAACCAGCUGAAGAACUUCCCCGCUCGUCUGCGGCAGUACGCCUCCUACGAGUACGUGCAGAGACUGCUCAAGGGGUACAUGAAGGUGAACAUGCUGGUGAUCGAGCUGAAGUCGGAGGCGCUGAAGGACCGGCACUGGAAGCAGCUGAUGAAGCGUCUGCAUGUGAACUGGGUUCUGUCCGAGCUGAGUCUGGGUCAGAUCUGGGACGUGGACCUGCAGAAGAACGAGAUGGUGGUGAAGGACGUGCUGCUGGUGGCGCAGGGAGAGAUGGCUCUCGAGGAGUUCCUCAAGCAGAUUCGUGAAGUUUGGAACUCGUACGAACUCGACCUUGUCAACUAUCAGAACAAGUGCCGCCUGAUUCGUGGAUGGGACGAUCUGUUCAACAAAGUCAAGGAGCACAUCAACAGCGUGUCUGCCAUGAAGCUCUCGCCCUACUACAAGGUGUUCGAGGAGGACGCUCUGAGCUGGGAGGACAAACUCAACCGCAUCAUGGCUCUGUUUGACGUCUGGAUCGACGUGCAGCGCCGCUGGGUUUACCUGGAAGGCAUUUUCACAGGAAGUGCAGACAUCAAACACCUGCUUCCUGUGGAGACGCAGCGCUUCCAGAGCAUCAGCACGGAGUUUCUGGCCCUGAUGAAGAAGGUGACCAAGUCUCCUCUGGUCAUGGACGUCCUGAACAUUCAGGGGGUUCAGAGGUCGCUGGAGAGACUCGCUGACCUGCUGGGAAAGAUCCAGAAAGCACUGGGAGAAUAUCUGGAGAGAGAGCGCUCGUCUUUCCCCAGGUUCUACUUUGUUGGUGAUGAAGAUCUGCUGGAGAUCAUCGGCAACAGUAAGAAUGUGGCCAAACUGCAGAAACACUUCAAGAAAAUGUUCGCUGGAGUUUCGAGCAUCCUGCUGAACGAGGACAACACUGAGGUGCUGGGCAUCUCGUCCCGAGAGGGAGAGGAGGUGCUCUAUAAGACGCCGGUGUCCAUCACGGAGCAUCCGAAGAUCAACGAGUGGCUGACGCUGGUGGAGCGUGAGAUGCGGGUGACGCUGGCUAAGCUGCUGGCUGAGUCCGUCACGGAGGUGGGCACCUUCAACAAGAGCACGGGCAUCGACCUGAGCACCUACAUCAACUGGAUCGACCGAUACCAGGCCCAGCUGGUGGUUCUGUCCACUCAGAUCGACUGGUCUGAGAAUGUGGAGAGCGCUCUGACCACCAUCGGCGGCGGGGAAGACAUGGGUCCGCUGCAGGCCGUGCUGGCCAACGUGAAGGCGACGCUCAACCUGCUGGCCGACACGGUUCUGAUGGAGCAGCCGCCGCUGCGCAGGAAGAAGCUGGAGCACCUGAUCACGGAGUUGGUGCACCAGAGAGACGUGACCAGAACUCUGAUCAAGAACAAGAUCGACAACCCUAAAUCCUUCGAGUGGCUCAGCCAGAUGCGCUUCUACUUCGACCCCAAGCAGACCGACGUCCUGCAGCAGCUCUCCAUUCAGAUGGCCAACGCUAAGUUCAACUACGGCUUCGAGUACCUGGGUGUGCAGGAGAAGCUGGUGCAGACGCCGCUGACCGACCGCUGCUACCUGACCAUGACGCAGGCGCUGGAGGCCCGUCUGGGAGGAUCGCCCUUCGGUCCUGCUGGAACGGGGAAGACCGAGUCUGUCAAAGCUCUGGGUCACCAGUUGGGCCGCUUCGUCCUGGUCUUCAACUGCGACGAGACCUUUGACUUCCAGGCGAUGGGCCGCAUCUUUGUGGGUCUGUGUCAGGUGGGAGCCUGGGGCUGCUUUGACGAGUUCAACCGUCUGGAGGAGCGCAUGCUGUCUGCCGUGUCUCAGCAGGUCCAGUACAUCCAGGUGGCGCUGAGAGAACACAGCAACCCCAACCGAGACCGCAGUGUGCCCGUCACCACAGAGCUGCUGAACAAACAGGUGAAGGUGAGUGCAGAGAUGGCCAUCUUCAUCACCAUGAACCCCGGUUACGCCGGACGCUCCAACCUGCCCGAUAACCUCAAGAAGCUCUUCAGGAGUCUGGCCAUGACCAAACCGGACCGGCAGCUGAUCGCUCAGGUCAUGCUGUACUCGCAGGGCUUCCGCACCGCUGAGAUCCUUGCCAAGAAGAUCGUCCCGUUCUUCAAGUUGUGUGACGAGCAGCUGUCGUCUCAGUCUCACUAUGACUUCGGUCUGCGAGCGCUCAAGAGCGUGCUGAUCAGCGCCGGGAACGUCAAGAGAGAACGCAUCCAGAAGAUCAAGAGAGAGAAGCGUGAGCGCGGCGAGGACGUGGAUGAGAACGAGAUCGCAGAGAACCUUCCGGAGCAGGAGAUUCUGAUCCAGAGCGUGUGUGAGACCAUGGUGCCGAAGCUGGUGGCCGAGGACAUCCCGCUGCUCUUCAGCCUGCUCUCUGACGUGUUCCCCGGCGUCCAGUACAUGCGCGGAGAGAUGACGGCGCUGCGAGAGGAGCUGAGGAAGGUCUGCGCUGAGAUGUACCUCACGUACGGAGACGGAGACGACGUGGGCAGCAUGUGGGUGGAGAAGGUGCUGCAGCUCUAUCAGAUCACGCAGAUCAAUCACGGGCUGAUGAUGGUCGGUCCGUCGGGCAGCGGGAAGACCAUGGCCUGGAGAGUCCUGCUCAAAGCCCUGGAGAGGCUGGAGGGUUUGGAGGGUGUCGCUCACAUCAUCGACCCCAAAGCCAUCAGCAAAGACCACCUGUACGGCACACUGGACCCCAACACUCGCGAGUGGACCGACGGGCUCUUCACACACGUGCUCAGAAAGAUCAUCGAUAACGUUCGCGGAGAGCUGCAGAAGCGGCAGUGGAUCAUCUUCGACGGUGACGUGGAUCCGGAGUGGGUGGAGAAUCUGAACUCUGUGCUGGACGACAACAAACUCCUGACUCUUCCCAACGGAGAGCGUCUCAGCCUGCCGCCCAACGUGCGCAUCAUGUUUGAGGUGCAGGACCUGAAGUACGCCACGCUGGCCACCGUGUCUCGCUGCGGGAUGGUCUGGUUCAGCGAGGACGUUCUCAGCACCGACAUGAUCUUCAACAACUUCCUGGCGCGUCUGCGGAGCAUCCCGCUGGAUGAGGGAGAGGAUGAGGCCCAGCGCAUGAGGAAGGCCACGGAGGACGAGGGCGAGGAGGCCGCUUCACCUAUGCUGCAGAUCCAGAGAGACGCUGCUGCAGUUCUCCAGCCGUAUUUCACCUCCACUGGUCUGGUGAUCAAAGCUCUGGAACACGCGUCAAAGAUGGAGCACAUCAUGGACUUCACGCGUCUGCGCUCGCUGAGUUCGCUCUUCUCCAUGCUGCAUCAGGCCUGCCGCAACGUGGCCCUCUACAACAACAACCACCAUGAUUUCCCCAUGCCCAUCGACCAGCUGGAGAAAUACAUGCAGAAAUACCUCAUCUACGCGGUGCUGUGGUCCUUCUCGGGUGACAGCAGGCUGAAGAUGCGAGCGGAGCUGGGAGAAUACAUUCGCCGCAUCACCACCGUGUCUCUCCCGUCCGCGCCGAACGUGCCGAUCAUCGACUACGAGGUGUCCAUCACGGGCGAGUGGCAGUCCUGGCAGGUGAAGGUGCCUCAGAUCGAGGUGGAGACGCACAAGGUGGCCUCGCCGGACGUGGUUGUGCCCACUCUGGACACGGUGCGUCACGAGGCUCUGCUCUACACCUGGCUGGCCGAACACAAGCCUCUGGUGCUCUGUGGGCCGCCGGGCUCCGGGAAAACCAUGACCCUGUUCAGUGCCCUGAGAGCCCUGCCGGACAUGGAGGUGGUGGGUUUGAACUUCUCCAGCGCUACGACUCCGGAGCUGCUGCUGAAGACCUUCGAUCAUUACUGCGAGUACCGCAGGACUCCUAACGGCGUGGUUCUGGCUCCGGUGCAGCUGGGUAAGUGGCUGGUGCUCUUCUGCGACGAGAUCAACCUGCCCGACAUGGACAAGUACGGCACGCAACGGGUCAUCUCCUUCAUCAGACAGAUGGUGGAGCACGGCGGCUUCUACCGCACCUCAGACCAGACCUGGGUGAAGCUGGAGCGGAUCCAGUUCGUCGGGGCCUGUAACCCUCCCACAGACCCCGGCAGGAAGCCGCUCUCAUACAGGUUUUUGCGUCACGUGCCGGUGGUGUAUGUGGACUAUCCCGGCCCCGCCUCGCUCACGCAGAUCUAUGGCACCUUCAACAGAGCCAUGCUCAGACUCAUCCCGUCGCUGCGGACCUUUGCUGAGCCGCUCACGGCAGCCAUGGUCGAGUUCUACACUAUGUCUCAGGAGCGGUUCACUCAGGACACGCAGCCGCACUAUAUCUACUCUCCGAGAGAGAUGACCCGCUGGGUCCGAGGCAUCUUUGAGGCGCUGCGGCCGCUGGAGACGCUGCCUGUGGAGGGUCUGAUUCGUAUCUGGGCUCACGAAGCACUGCGACUCUUCCAGGACCGAUUGGUGGAGGAUGAGGAGAGACGCUGGACCGAUGAGAACAUAAACAUGGUCGCCCUCAAACACUUUCCUAACAUCGACCGUGACAAAGCCCUUAACAGACCCAUCCUGUACAGCAACUGGCUCUCCAAGGACUACGUUCCCGUGGAGCAGGAGGAGCUGCGCGACUAUGUGAAGGCCAGACUGAAGGUGUUCUACGAGGAGGAGCUGGACGUUCCUCUGGUGCUCUUCAAUGAGGUUCUGGAUCACGUGCUGAGGAUCGACAGAAUCUUCCGUCAGCCGCAGGGUCACCUGCUCCUGAUCGGCGUCAGCGGUGCUGGAAAGACCACGCUCUCCCGCUUCGUGGCCUGGAUGAACGGACUGACUGUCUAUCAGAUCAAGGUCCACAGGAAAUACACCGGCGAGGACUUUGACGAAGACCUGCGGACAGUGCUCCGCCGCUCCGGCUGCAAGAACGAGAAGAUCGCCUUCAUCAUGGACGAGUCGAACGUGCUGGACUCAGGCUUCCUGGAGCGCAUGAACACGCUGCUGGCCAACGGAGAGGUGCCCGGCCUGUUCGAGGGCGACGAAUACGCCACCCUGAUGACGCAGUGCAAGGAAGGAGCGCAGAAGGAGGGCUUGAUGCUGGACACCCAUGAGGAGCUGUACAAAUGGUUCACCAGUCAGGUGAUCAGGAACCUGCACGUGGUGUUCACCAUGAACCCGUCGUCAGAGGGGCUGAAGGACAGAGCGGCCACCUCACCUGCCCUCUUCAACAGGUGUGUGCUCAACUGGUUUGGGGAUUGGUCCACUGAAGCGCUCUAUCAGGUGGGUAAAGAGUUCACCAGCAAGAUGGACCUGGAGAAGCCCAACUACAAAGUGCCGGACUACAUGCCCACCGUGUACGACAAGCUGCCGCAGCUGCCCACACACCGCGAGGCUAUCAUCAACGGCUGUGUGUUCGUGCAUCAGACGCUGCACCAGGCUAACAACCGUCUGGCGAAGCGCGGCGGCCGCACUAUGGCCAUCACCCCGCGACACUACCUGGACUUCAUCAACCACUACGCCAACCUGUUCAACGAGAAGCGCAGCGAGCUGGAGGAGCAGCAGAUGCAUCUGAACGUGGGUCUGCGCAAAAUCAAAGAGACCGUCGAUCAGGUGGAGGAGCUGCGGCGCGACCUGCGGAUCAAGAGUCAGGAGCUGGAGGUCAAGAACGCUGCUGCCAACGACAAGCUGAAGAAGAUGGUGAAAGACCAGCAGGAGGCCGAGAAGAAGAAGGUCAUGAGUCAGGAUAUACAGGAAGCGGUUUACAAGCAGCAGGAAGUGAUUAAAGUCAAGCAGCUGAGCGUGAAGCAGGAUUUGGACCAGGUGGAGCCGGCCGUCAUCGAGGCUCAGAACGCUGUUAAAUCGAUUAAGAAGCAGCACUUAGUGGAGGUGCGAUCGAUGGCCAACCCGCCGGCGGCAGUCAAGCUGGCUCUGGAGUCCAUCUGUCUGCUGCUGGGCGAGAGCACCACCGACUGGAAGCAGAUUCGCUCCAUCAUAAUGCGCGAGAACUUCAUCCCCACUAUUGUGAACUUUUCUGCUGAUGAGAUCAGGCUGGAAAAAUCACUGCUGCAGGCCCUGAAUGAGGUCAAGGGUCGCAUCCUGGAUGACGACACCAUCAUCACCACCCUGGAGAACCUGAAGAAGGAGGCGGCGGAGGUGACCAGGAAAGUGGAGGAAACGGACAUCAUCAUGCAAGAAGUGGAGACGGUGUCUCAGCAGUAUCUGUCUCUGUCCUCGGCCUGCAGCAGCAUCUACUUCACCAUGGAGGCUCUGAACCAGAUGCACUUCCUGUAUCAGUACUCGCUGCAGUUCUUCCUGGAUAUCUACCACACUGUAUUAUACGAGAACUCCAACCUGAAGAGCGUGAGCGACCACACACAGCGUCUGUCUCACAUCACCAAAGACCUGUUCCAGUUCCGCACGGACAUCGCCAGGACGGAGUAUCUGUCCAAUGCAGACGAGAGGCUGCGCUGGCAGGCCAACUCACUGCCCGCUGACGACCUGUGCACCGAGAACGCCAUCAUGCUGAAGCGCUUCAACCGGUAUCCGCUCAUCAUCGACCCAUCAGGUCAGGCCACGGAGUUCAUCAUGAACGAAUAUAAAGACAAAAAGAUCACCCGCACCAGCUUUUUGGACGAUGCCUUCAGGAAGAAUUUGGAGAGCGCUCUGAGAUUCGGCAACCCUCUGCUGGUGCAGGACGUGGAGAGCUACGACCCCAUACUGAACCCGGUGCUCAACCGAGAGGUGCGCAGGACCGGCGGCCGAGUGCUCAUCACGCUCGGGGAUCAGGACAUCGAUCUGUCUCCUUCCUUCGUCAUCUUCCUCUCUACACGAGACCCCACGGUGGAGUUCCCUCCUGACCUUUGCUCGCGUGUGACCUUCGUGAACUUCACCGUGACCCGCAGCAGCCUGCAGAGCCAGUGUCUCAACGAGGUCCUGAAGGCCGAGCGUCCGGACGUGGACGAGAAGCGAUCGGACCUGCUGAAGCUGCAGGGUGAGUUCCAGCUGCGUCUGCGUCAGCUGGAGAAAUCACUGCUGCAGGCCCUGAAUGAGGUCAAGGGUCGCAUCCUGGAUGACGACACCAUCAUCACCACCCUGGAGAACCUGAAGAAGGAGGCGGCGGAGGUGACCAGGAAAGUGGAGGAAACCGACAUCGUCAUGCAAGAAGUGGAGACGGUGUCUCAGCAGUAUCUGUCUCUGUCCUCGGCCUGCAGCAGCAUCUACUUCACCAUGGAGGCUCUGAACCAGAUGCACUUCCUGUAUCAGUACUCGCUGCAGUUCUUCCUGGAUAUCUACCACACUGUAUUAUACGAGAACUCCAACCUGAAGAGCGUGAGCGACCACACACAGCGUCUGUCUCACAUCACCAAAGACCUGUUCCAGGUGGCGUUUAACCGAGUCGCUCGAGGCAUGCUGCAUCAGGACCACGUCACGUUUGCCAUGCUGCUCUCACGAAUCAACCUGAAGGGCAUGACCAGCGAGCCGUCAUUCGACGCAGAGUUCCAGCACUUCUUGCGUGGGAAAGAGAUCGUGUUGAGGGGGACGACGGUGCCGAAAGUCAAGGGUUUGAGCAGCGAGCAGUCCGAAGCCAUGGUGCGCCUCAGCCGUCUGCCUGCGUUUAAAGACCUGGUGGCCAAAGUGCAGGCCGACGAGCAAUUCUUCAUGUGGAUCGAGAGCAACUCGCCGGAGCUGUCAGUGCCAUAUCUGUGGACCGAAGAGAAGACGUCCACUCUGAUCGGUCAGGCCGUCCACCAGCUGCUGCUGAUCCAGGCGUUCAGACCCGACCGUCUGCUGGCCAUGACACACAUCUUCGUGUCUAAAGUCAUGGGAGAAAACUUCAUGGCCAUCAUCGAACAGCCGCUGGACCUGGCUAACAUCGUGGACAGUGAGGUGAAGCCGGGGACGCCGGUGCUGAUGUGCUCCGUGCCCGGAUACGAUGCCAGCGGAUUGGUGCGGGAUCUCGCAGCUGAGCAGAACAAACACAUCACCUCCAUUUCCAUCGGUUCUGCCGAAGGCUUCAAUAAAGCCGACAGAGACAUCAACACAGCGGUGAAGUCCGGCAGGUGGGUGAUGCUGGAGAACGUUCAUCUGGCUCCCGGUUGGCUGAUGCAGCUGGAGAAGAAGCUUCACUCCAUGCAGCCGCAUGCCUGCUUCCGGCUCUUCCUCACCAUGGAGAUCAACCCCAAGGUCCCUGUGAACCUGCUGCGGGCCGGACGUAUCUUUGUGUUCGAGCCUCCUCCCGGGAUGAAGGCUAAUAUGCUGCGCACGUUCAGCAGUAUUCCUGUGGCGCGCAUGUGUAAGUCUCCAAACGAAAGAGCUCGCUUGUACUUCCUCCUGGCCUGGUUCCACGCCGUCAUCCAGGAGCGCCUGCGUUACGCCCCGCUGGGCUGGUCUAAGAAGUACGAGUUCGGAGAGUCGGAUCUGCGCUCGGCCUGCGACACGGUGGACACCUGGCUGGACGAUACAGCGAAGGGCCGGCAGAACAUCUCUCCGGAUAAGAUCCCGUGGGCGGCGCUGAGGACGCUGAUGGCCCAGUCCAUCUACGGAGGACGCAUCGACAACGAGUUCGACCAGCGGCUGCUCAACACCUUCCUGGAGCGUCUCUUCACCACCAGCAGCUUCGACAGCGAGUUCAAGCUGGCGCUCAAAGUGGACGGACACAAGGACAUCAAGAUGCCCGACGGGAUCCGGCGUGAGGAGUUCAUUCACUGGGUGGAGUUGCUGCCGGACACUCAGACUCCAUCAUGGCUGGGUCUGCCGAGUAACGCGGAGAAGGUCCUGCUCACUACUCAGGGCAUUGACAUGAUGGGGAAGCUGCUGAAAAUGCAGAUGUUGGAGGAUGAGGACGAUCUGGCGUACGAGACGGAGAAGAAGCAGCGCAGCACGUCCUCGUCUGACGCGCAGCCGGCCUGGAUGAGGACGCUUCACACCACGGCUCGUAACUGGCUGCAGCUGAUCCCGGAGUCUGUGAGCCCGCUCAAACGCACCGUGGAGAACAUCAAGGAUCCUCUGUUCCGGUUCUUCGAGCGCGAGGUGAAGAUGGGCUCGCGGAUGCUGCAGGACGUGCGUCAGGAUCUCACCGAUGUGGUGCAUGUGUGCGAGGGCAAGAAGAAGCAGACCAACGACCUGCGCACGCUCAUCAACGACCUGGUCAAAGGCAUCCUGCCCCGCAGCUGGAGCCGCUACACCGUCCCCGCAGCCAUGACCGUCAUCCAGUGGGUGGCAGACUUCAGCGAGCGGAUCAAGCAGCUGCAGCAGAUCUCACAGGGAGCGGCCAGCGGCGGCGCUAAAGAGCUCAAGAACAUCCAUGUGAACCUGGGCGGUCUGUUCGUGCCGGAGGCCUACAUCACAGCCACGCGUCAGUACGUGGCUCAGGUCAACAGCUGGUCUCUGGAGGAGCUGUGUCUGGAGGUGAACGUGACGUCUGCGCAGGGAGCGGCGCUGGACGCCUGCAGCUUCGGCAUCAGAGGUCUGAAGCUGCAGGGGGCCACCUGCGCCAACAACAAGCUCUCUCUGUCCACCAGCAUCUCCACUGAACUGCCGCUGACGCAGCUGCACUGGAUGAAGCAGAGCAACACCGAGAAGAGGAGCAUGGUCACGCUGCCCGUGUAUCUGAACUUCACACGCUCCGACCUCAUCUUCACCGUCGACUUCGACAUCGCCACCAAAGAAGACCCGCAUCACUUCUACGAGCGCGGAGUCGCCAUCCUCUGCACCGACUAGAUGCCGCUUAUCUUUACUAAUCAUUCCUGUUAGUGUAGUGAACAGAAGCGUAUGUAGGUGAAUCACAGCUUUGCAUGUCGUGUUUAACUGGAGAGAGUUUAGAGAGUCAGACGCACGUUGGAUUGUGUUGGGGUUUCGGAGGCAGAUGUUUUAGAACAGAUGGGAUUGUGUUUUAGAUGGGAAAAUGGAAGUUGAUUGAAGUUUUGCAUGAUUGGUGGAUUCCAAUAAAGCUCAUUUAGAAUGUA
This is a messenger RNA of Sinocyclocheilus grahami, 13850 nucleotides long. Its product is annotated as cytoplasmic dynein 1 heavy chain 1. Gene Ontology annotation, biological process: microtubule-based movement. Gene Ontology annotation, cellular component: axonemal dynein complex. NCBI's taxonomy places the organism in Eukaryota, Metazoa, Chordata, Actinopteri, Cypriniformes, Cyprinidae. Gene Ontology annotation, molecular function: ATP hydrolysis activity; minus-end-directed microtubule motor activity; ATP binding. The record is from RefSeq and is a predicted model, not a curated record.